Molecule: messenger RNA, 222 nt
Organism: Pyricularia oryzae 70-15
Lineage: Eukaryota; Fungi; Ascomycota; Sordariomycetes; Magnaporthales; Pyriculariaceae
Exons: 2
Coding region: 1-222 (73 amino acids)
Source: RefSeq, a predicted model, not a curated record
AUGGGUUGGUGUCGUCGUCGUGCGGGUUACGCCAAGCUGUCCCAAGUCGGCGGUAGCAACACCGUCCGCAUUCGAGAGGGGUCCCUUGUCAUCGGCAACUUUUACCCGCGGGUUUAUUCAUUUGUCACCACCUUCACCACCAACGUUCACGCCAAGACAUCGGGGGUUAGCCAAGCGAGUCAGGCCUCGCACGAAUUUCCUUGGCCGGGAGCUGGAGGUUAA